AUGCAUGCCUCACGGGAGCUCUUGAGUAGUGCCAGGAGGUUUAGAUACCACCGAGACUCCGCUAAGAGGUUCAACGCUAAGAAACAGCCGAUUUCCGAGCUGCCCCCGCUUCUCAGUUUGGUCCAUGACACCUUGACUACUUCGUUAAGAGCUGCUCUCGCCUCGGAUCUCGCAAACCAUCCCAAUCUUCUCCUCUUCCUUUCUUCAUUCGAGUACCCACAGAUAUCGGCAAGCAAGGAUUCGGGGAGAUCCACCUGCUAUUACCCAGUCUUGCGAUGCACAGGGGCCGCGGUGCCCCACGUUCCCGGAAUGAGCCGGGCGAUAUCUGCCUCAUCUCCAGCCCAGAGUGGCGCAUCAGCCAAUGUGCCAGCGCCAUUAUCUCCACCAGGCGGUAUAGCUUACCCUUCACCGUCAACUCGGUCAAGGGAUGAAGAUGGCGGCGUGGGUGGCAGUAACGCGCCGGUCGAGGAACAGGAUGAGGUGACGAGGAUCCUGCGCUACUACCAGGACCAGUACCUCACGUUCCUGACGACCAAGGCGCCUCAAUGGUCCUUCAUCGCAGGCGUUCUGGACCUAGGUCGGACCAACUCUGCGCUGAUGAAUCUGCUCAUGGCCAACGUACAAUACCAGGUUUCGAGCAGAGAGAAAAGAGCAGCCGAUAGAUUCCAAGCCCUCGAACACUACCAGACCGGGCUACAAGACUUUGUUAGUCUGGUCAGCUCGGAUCAGUACGAUCCCUUGACGAUGCUUGGCACGCUUUUCCUCUUGGUGCAGUUCGAGAUCCACCACGGAGAGCACGCCGAGGCUGUCCGCAACCACCUCGACGGGUUCAACUCGGCUGUCCUCACUUACGGAGAUCAGCUGGUGCCGGGACUGCAGAACUACUUCAGCGUGCCCGACACUCCACAGACGGUCUCGACUCCGGACUCUGCGGGGGAGGUCAAGACGCGUUAUACUAACGUGCUGAAUCGGCUAGGUCUGUGGAUGGCCUACAUGGACGCGCUAGCGUCGACAUGGGACCUGGGCGGCUCGGUCAUGUCCACAUUCCUCGACCGGUUUCCCGGGUCGCUUAACUCUAUCUUUUGCGGAUCGAGAGAAGUGGGCAAGGAGAUCUGGGGUGCGAAGUAUCCGGUUACCGAGGCCCUGGAUGAUCUCCAGAACAGACCCGCAUUCGAUCUGUAUCACGAGGCGCACAUCCUUCGGUACCAGGUCUCCCGGUACCGGUGGUCCGAUAAGUCCGGACAAGAAGCCUCAGAGCUACGGCUCGCUAUUACGAGUGGUUUCCAGCAGGUCACAGAGAAGUUUAGCACUCUGUUCGCUGUGGCCGUCAACUGGACAGAUCCUGCAGCGUAUACCUCACGAAUAGUCCUGAACCUACGGUUUAUCGUACCGUUCUUCUACGCCGUGCAGCUGGACUUUUACCGAGCCGCAAGCCCGGACCCGAAUGGUGCCCUAACAACCCCUGAGGCUGCACAGUGCAUAUCCUCCAUCCUUAACAUUGCGACAAUCGUUCAUGAGAACGAGAGCUCCAACUCUCUGACUCGUCUAGCGUGGGCACUUUUUGUGGCGUGUGUCGAGACGCGCGAGUUGGUUCUGCAGAACUGGAUACUCGAGAGAUAUGCUGCGUUGUCUGACUUUGGCGUUGCGCUAUCUCGAGCCCAUACUCUCCUCCAGGCCGUAGUAAAGCAUCAACGCCUGACAGGAGAGGCUGUUGACUAUCGCUCCUGGGUCAGAUCCCGGUCAGAACUGGAGCCGUUUAUGAUUCAUUAG
Molecule: messenger RNA, 1770 nt
Organism: Thyridium curvatum
Lineage: Eukaryota; Fungi; Ascomycota; Sordariomycetes; Thyridiales; Thyridiaceae
Exons: 3
Coding region: 1-1770 (589 amino acids)
Biological process (GO): positive regulation of transcription by RNA polymerase II
Cellular component (GO): nucleus
Molecular function (GO): DNA-binding transcription factor activity; transcription cis-regulatory region binding
Source: RefSeq, a predicted model, not a curated record